Vigna angularis (adzuki bean) is the source of this 1930-nucleotide messenger RNA. Its product is annotated as protein DETOXIFICATION 49. Bases 89 to 1726 code for a protein of 545 amino acids. Gene Ontology annotation, biological process: xenobiotic detoxification by transmembrane export across the plasma membrane. Gene Ontology annotation, cellular component: membrane. Lineage: Eukaryota; Viridiplantae; Streptophyta; Magnoliopsida; Fabales; Fabaceae. The record is from RefSeq and is a predicted model, not a curated record. The transcript has a single exon. Gene Ontology annotation, molecular function: xenobiotic transmembrane transporter activity; antiporter activity.
UUUCGCCACGAGCUAAACCUCUGUUGUAAACUCUCACUUCUCUCUCUUUCUUUGCUUUGUCUCUUGUGAGAAACUGUCAAAAGAAACGAUGCGCCAGUUAUCACCCACCUCAACUUUCUGUGAAAGGAAUGAGGGCCACCCAAAGAUAUCGAAUCCCCAAUUACAGGUUGAGACCAACAUGUGCACCAGUUUGAUCCCCAAAUCCCCAACAUGUCCACAACAUCAUCACCAACCACAAAAUCCCAACGAAACCCAUUGGUCCCUGGCCCUCCUCGAAGCCAAGUGUAUUUCCAACAUAUCCUUCUCCAUGAUCCUAACUGGUCUAUUACUCUAUUCUCGCUCCAUGAUCUCCAUGAUCUUCCUUGGCCACCUCGGAGAACUCGCUCUCGCAGGUGGCUCCUUAGCCAUCGGAUUCGCCAACAUCACUGGCUACUCUGUUCUCUCUGGCCUCGCCAUGGGAAUGGAACCCAUCUGCGGUCAGGCCUUCGGAGCCAAAAGGUUCAAACUUCUCGGCCUCACCAUGCAGAGAACCGUUCUCCUUCUUCUCCUAACUUCACUUUUCAUCUCAUUCUUCUGGCUCAACAUCAAGAAACUAUUACUCCUAUGUGGCCAAGAAGAAGACAUAGCCAAUGAGGCGCAAUUCUAUAUAUAUUACUCUCUCCCAGAUCUUAUAUUACAAUCGCUGCUGCACCCUCUAAGAAUCUAUCUUCGAAGCCAAUCAAUAACUCUUCCUCUCACGUGCUGCGCCGCUCUCUCCAUUAUCCUCCACGUGCCCAUCAACUACCUCUUUGUCUCCGUCCUCAACCUCGGAAUCGGAGGCAUCGCGUUAAGCGCCGUGAUCACCAAUUUCAACCUCGUCGCGUCGUUGGUUAUUUACGUUGUGGUAUCAGGCACGCACAAGAAAACGUGGCCGGGUAUUUCCAGCUCGUGCUUCAAGGGGUGGAAAAGGCUCCUGAAUCUCGCGAUUCCGAGUUGCGUGUCGGUUUGUCUGGAAUGGUGGUGGUACGAGAUAAUGAUUUUACUGUGCGGGUUGUUAGUGAACCCUCAUGCAAGUGUUGCCUCCAUGGGGGUUUUAAUUCAAACCACGGCUUUGAUAUACAUUUUUCCGUCGUCUUUAAGUUUUGGAGUGUCGACGCGUGUUGGAAACGAGUUGGGUGCGGGGAAUCCUGUGAGGGCGAAAAUUGCGGCGCUGGUUGGACUCUGUUUCAGUUUCGUAUUGGGGUUCUCUGCGUUGGCGUUCGCGAUUUCGGUGAGGAAGGUUUGGGCGACGAUGUUCACGGGGGACGGAGAAAUCCUUGCUUUGACGUCGAUGGUGUUGCCUAUCAUUGGGCUUUGCGAGCUCGGGAACUGUCCCCAGACGACGGUUUGCGGGGUUUUGAGGGGGACAGCGAGGCCGAAAUUGGGGGCAAACAUAAACUUGGGUUGCUUCUACCUAGUGGGCAUGCCGGUUGCGGUGUGGUUGGGGUUCUUUGCAGGGUUUGACUUCAAAGGGUUGUGGCUGGGGAUGUUGGCGGCGCAGGGGUCUUGUAUGAUCACAAUGAUGUUCGUGUUGGCGCGGACCAAUUGGGAGGGACAAGCUUUGAGAGCUAAGGAACUCACUUCAUGUGAUUCUAACGAGGAGAAAAAACUGGUGGAGGAGGAAGAAGAGAAAGAGCUAGAGCAAGAAGUUGAGGAAGGUUUUUUGGGAUCAUGUGCCACCAAAGAAUCAUCUGAGUUAGUUGUUUGAUUGGUAAUAGAGUAACAACAAACUCAUCACAACAGUCUCCGCAGGAUUCAUGGUUUAUUAUAUUCAAGAUUCAUGAUACAUAGAAAGAUUAUUCUUCUAUACAGUCGAUUAUUCUUUUGUUGGAAAAGCAAAAUCAAACACAGGAUCUAUUAAUUGAAUUUAAAUGUAUAAUAUACUCUUUCUUGAAAAUUGUUUCGAUUAGCA